CAAUACACGAAAAUAAAUUGCCUGGGCCAAAAGCCCGCCAGUGUUUGUCAUCCACUCUAAAUUCCGAUUUCUUGAACCAUCGCCGGCGGCUCCCUAGCAUGCCGGUCUAAUGGCCGACGAUUGGCUUUCGCCGGCGUCCCUCACCCCCUCUGCUCGCCCGGUCCUCUUCCCCGGCGAGAUCGAGCGCUUCCUCCUCCCCUCCGUUGAUCUCGUGGCGGAAGAGAACCCCGGCCUCGCUCCUCUCCGCUCGGGCCUUUUGAUCAUCACUUCGCACCGCCUCCUAUGGAUCCACGAGCCCUCCGUUUCCGGCCGAUCGAUGCCCCUCGCAGCCGUCAUUCAUGUGUUCCCCUUGAAGAAAUCGGUGCGGAGCAUGUUCGCGAGCCCUAGGGUUCGUAUCCAGGUUGCUGUGGGGAUUGAUGGGAAGGUGGGGGAGAAGGGAACCAGAUCGGAGGUGAUUACGGUGGUGAUGAGAGGGAAGACCGAUCCCGAUGUGUUCCUUGGGAAACUGUGGGAGGUUUUGAGAGCUAAGGCAUGGGAGGCUACCCAGAAGGAAGGAUCGGAUGAGAUGGAGAGAGGGGAAAAUUCCCAGAUGGGGACUAGAGUAAGGAUGCCGGUUGUGGGGGUUUCUGGAAUUUUGAGGAAAGAACAGGAAAUGUGGGAGAACACGGAUAAAAGCUUGCAGGAUGCCUUUCAGGAUCUCAAUGCUUUGAUGAGUAAAGCCAAGGAGAUGGUGAUGCUGGCAGAGAAAAUGAGGCAAAAGCUUUUGUCAGGACCAUCUUCCCAUGCAAACUCAAAUGAUGAAGACAUAGGUUCUAAGCAAGACAUCCAGGAUUGGCUACUGAGUGUCGGUAUAGUUUCACCUGUUACGAAGGAGUCCGCUGGUGCUCUAUACCAUCAGCAGUUAUCUCGCCAGCUGGCAGAUUUUGUCAAACUGCCACUUGAGAAAGCUGGAGGGUUGAUUGCACUAAUAGAUGUUUAUUGUCUUUUUAAUCGUGCCAGAGGAACAGAACUGAUUUCACCUGAAGAUCUUUUGCAAGCAUGUGCCAUUUGGGAAAAAUUUGAUGUUCCUAUAAUGCUUAGGAAGUUUGAUAGUGGAGUGAUGGUCAUUCAGAAUAAGGCCCACAGUGAUGAGGAGGUACUCGCCAGAAUAACUGCUCUUGCCAUGAAACCUGAUGCCCUUCGAAUGGGAAUAAGCUCCACUGAUGCUGCAUUAAUUCUGGGAAUUGCCCCUGCUAUGGCCAAGGAACAUCUACUUACUGCUGAAAGCAAGGGUCUCUUAUGCAGGGAUGUUAGCCCUGAUGGUUUUCGAUUUUACAUCAAUCUCUUCAAAGAAAUUGAUCCACGCGAUAUUUAUUUUGUUAAAGCGGAUGGAAUUAUUCCGGCUUGGGUCUCUGCGUCAUUGGCAUCUGCGUAGGAUGGAAGGAACAAUGACAUUUGGGCGUCGACCCCUAGAUGGCAAACGUGGGACCGUCAGGUUUUCCUCAGGACAUGAUGUUCUCUUCACGAAUUGUACAGAUUCAGAGAUUGUGCCAAACCUCAUCUCAGCUCCAGCAGCUCCAGUGUUGAAAACACAGUUAGGUAGUUGAACUUCCGAUCCUUCUCCCAGGAAAAUAGUGAGCUUCGGGCUUCCGGAUACCAUUGAAUUCUUGAAUGCCAUUUCACCUGCAAUAAAAAUAUCAAUAUUAACUUUCUUGUAUAUGAAUUAUAAGAAGUAAUGCCUUUACUUGUACUUGAGCCUCAAAGAUGGGAGGAGGAAUUAAAAGAGUCCCCACCGGGCAUGCCAGAAUUUGUGGGAUCGAAAAUACCCGCCCUAGCGUCGUAUCGGUGAGGAGACACCAGGCGAUAUAUCGAAUCACAAAUAUUAUUUUAUUUUAUUUAUUUUUAUCUUUGUAGGUUCUUCCAUUCCUAAUAGAGGCAAGCCUC
Dioscorea cayenensis subsp. rotundata (Guinea yam) is the source of this 1923-nucleotide messenger RNA. Its product is annotated as vacuolar protein sorting-associated protein 36. Bases 110 to 1414 code for a protein of 434 amino acids. Gene Ontology annotation, cellular component: ESCRT II complex; late endosome membrane. The transcript is spliced from 9 exons. Gene Ontology annotation, biological process: protein transport to vacuole involved in ubiquitin-dependent protein catabolic process via the multivesicular body sorting pathway. Gene Ontology annotation, molecular function: phosphatidylinositol-3-phosphate binding; ubiquitin binding. The record is from RefSeq and is a predicted model, not a curated record. Lineage: Eukaryota; Viridiplantae; Streptophyta; Magnoliopsida; Dioscoreales; Dioscoreaceae.